CCAUCUUCUCACGCCUCCUUAGCCACAGUCAAUUAACAAAAGCCGACUGCUUCGUGACAGCGUGUUUUUUUAUCUUGUGCAGCAUCGUAAUCUCUGGCCGAGUACUUGAACAAUUGGAGGCGACUUUUUGUCAAGUCACUCGGACUAUUCAUUUUACACGCGAUACUUGGUCGGGCGCCAGUUACAUCGCACGUCGAAUGGUGUGAUAUUUUUUUCUCCGCGUUGAUAAGCAUCGCUGCUAUCGAUAUCGAAGAUUGCGCGACACUCCGAUAGAUCGUAGCUCGUAUUUCGGCGUGCAGUCUCGAUCGAUCUCUCAAUAUGACUCGAGCGUGGAUAAUCGCUGUUCUUUUGCUGGCUGCAACUCUGUCCACGAGCCAUGGCUUGCGUAUCCUGGGUAUAUUUCCACUCCAGGGCAAAAGCCACUUCGUCAUGUGCGAGGCUUUGAUGAGAGGACUGGCCGCCAAGGGCCACCAGGUCGACGUCUACAGUCACUUUCCGCUGAAGAAACCGAUUCCCAACUACAAGGAUUAUAGCUUGGCUGGAACGCUGCCGGCCCUUGCCAACAACAUGACCUACGACUACAUGAACUCGUUCGGUGGGGUCAUCUCGAUACCGGUGCUCAUGAAUUUGAUCGGCAAUCCUGUUUGCGAGUUGCUGAAUUUACCGAUUUUCCAGAAUCUUAUUAAAAAUCCACCCAACGAUCCACCUUACGAUCUCGUCAUUAUAGAGAUGUUCUUGUCGAACUGCUACUUAGAACUCGGGCAUCAUUUAAAUGUUCCGAUAGUCUCGAUGGUGACCACCAGCCUCUUCGAGUGGAUGUACCGGCCGCUCGGUAAUCCCUCGCGCCUAGCGGUGGAGCCAACGACAUUUUCCGGCGGCUAUCAUCCGAUGUCGUUCAAGGAGCGUCUGAGCAACGUCGUGCUGAGUCACUACUUCGAAAAUUCGUUCAACAGAGAGGCUCGCAAUGCUCAAAACGCCAUGGUCGAGAAAGCUUUCGGGCCCGGAAUGCCCGACGUCAUCGACCUCCAGAAGGAGAUAUCUCUGACCCUGGUAAAUUAUCAUCAUGCCUUGAACGGCGUGCGAGCUUUCACGCCGUCGGUCGUGCCCGUGGGCGGUAUCCACGUUUUCGAAAACGAAGAUGUGCUACCGGCUAAUGUCAAGACAUUCAUGGACGAGAGCAAGGAUGGUUUCAUUUACGUCUCGUUUGGCUCGAUGGUGCAAAUCGAAACGUUCCCCGAACACGAUAUCAAAGAACUAUAUGCCAGCUUCAAAAACAUAGCGCCAAUUAGAGUUGUCAUGAAAAUAGCCAAACCGGAACUGCUACCGCCCGGCUUGCCUUCGAACGUUAUCACGCACUCUUGGUUGCCGCAAGUCAAAGUCCUGAAGCACAAAAAUAUUAAGGCCUUUGUUACACACGGUGGACUUAUGGGUACGCAAGAGUCUAUUUACUACGGCGUACCGCUAAUAGGAUUUCCUCUAUUUGGCGAUCAGCACUUCAAUAUUGAGUCGUACGCAAAGAAAAAUUUGGCCAUCAAACUUGAUCGUCAUAAUAUUAAAGAAGAAACAUUGACCGCAGCCAUCAAAGAAAUCGUCAAUAAUCCCGCGUACAAAAAUUCAGCUGAUAAGGUAGGCAAAGCUUUUAGAGACGCCCCAUUGAGUCCGCUAAACACGGCGAUUUAUUGGGUAGAAUACAUAGUCAAGCAUGGAAAAUAUUCACUUAGACCUCCGAUAGUAGAUUUGCCUUGGUGGCAGGCUUCUUUGCUAGACGUAUAUGCAUUUUUAGCUGCAAUCUUCAUUUUGUUAUUAGUGAUUUUCUACAAGCUAGUAGCAAUCUUAAUCAAGCUGAUAUUUAAUUUACAGAAAUCAAAGCCACGAAAAAUGAAAAAGAAAUGAUUUCAUUUUUAAAGACUUUGCAUU
Messenger RNA from Trichogramma pretiosum, 1917 nucleotides. RefSeq names its product UDP-glucuronosyltransferase 1-3-like. The transcript is spliced from 4 exons. Gene Ontology annotation, molecular function: UDP-glycosyltransferase activity. The record is from RefSeq and is a predicted model, not a curated record. Bases 319 to 1893 code for a protein of 524 amino acids. Lineage: Eukaryota; Metazoa; Arthropoda; Insecta; Hymenoptera; Trichogrammatidae.